This is a messenger RNA of Phycodurus eques (leafy seadragon), 3930 nucleotides long. RefSeq names its product solute carrier family 4 member 11 (gene slc4a11). Lineage: Eukaryota; Metazoa; Chordata; Actinopteri; Syngnathiformes; Syngnathidae. The coding region runs from base 186 to 2747 and encodes 853 amino acids. The transcript has 21 exons. Gene Ontology annotation, cellular component: plasma membrane; basolateral plasma membrane. Gene Ontology annotation, biological process: monoatomic ion homeostasis; transmembrane transport; monoatomic anion transport. The record is from RefSeq and is a predicted model, not a curated record. Gene Ontology annotation, molecular function: solute:inorganic anion antiporter activity.
GUCACCGCGUGCGCGUGUGCUUGCGCGCGCGCGAGCGAGCGGGAAGGUGAUGUCGCGCGCGGAGGAUAGCGGCGGCACCGUGAUGGCUUGACUGCGGGACGGGCGGCGGAUUGAGGGAGGGGGGAGGAAGCGCGCGUGUUCCACGCCACGCCGCCGCCGCCGCCGCCGCCGCCGCGCGCUCAGUCAUGGAGACCAACAAAGUUCUUCAUUUCGUGCCGUCGGAGGUGCCUCCUUGUGGCAUGUCCAAGAACGGAUACUUCUUUCAGGAAAUGGAGCAGCGGGAGGCGGAGCCGGACGAGGCCCACGAGGACCUACAGGAGGUCCAGGACUCGCCCAUCGCCUCCGCGGACAACGUCCAACUUUACGACAGCCAGGUCACCCCUGGAUCAGAGAGCAACGACUCUGGCUGCGUUCUGCUCAACACGUCCAGGAGGUAUGUGAAGCUGAUGAACUUCGAGGAGGAGAUCCGCCCCCACCGGGACCUUGACGGCUUCCUGGCUUGUGCCAGCAUCCUAUUGGACGAGACUGCGGCAACGCUGGAUGAAGUCCUGAAGAGAAUGCUGAGACAUGUUGGACAGGAAUACAGCUCCCCAGAGCCAGGGUGGAACUUUGAGGACAUCAUGAGUUUGCUCUUCACUGACGCCGGCGCGCAGGAAGUCAACGACAGUUUUGUUGUCUUUGACGACGUUCACCUUCUGUCCGAGACCAUCCAGGGUGUGACGGCCACCGACACGGGAGUUCACUACCAGCAGUCGUGGCUCUGCAUAUUGUGCAACCUGAAGGACCUGCAGCGUCGCCACGUGUGUAUCUCCCGGUUGGAGAGGCCUCAGAACUGGGGUGAGAACUGCUGCGAGGUUCGCUACGUCAUCCUGGUCCUGGCGCCGCGCAAAAUGAAGAGCACCAAGACCGCGAUGGAGCUGGGCAGGACGUUCGCGACGCUCUUCUCGGACAUUUCCUUCCGCCAGAAGCUUCUGGAGACCAAAACCCAGGAAGAGUUCAAGGAGGCUCUGAUGUUCCAGCGCCACCAGCUGUCGGCUGCCAACCAGCAGUUCACCGCGCUGGACAAGGAGGAGACGGACCCCUACAACCACAAGCCCCUCAAGUGUACAGACUUCUUCCUCGCGGGCCGGGGGAUUUACGAGGACCUGUGUCGCCGCCUUCCUCUCUACGCCUCCGACUUCACAGAUGGUAUUGUGGGUCACAACAAGACGCUGUUGAAGUACAUGACCACGGCCAUCUUUCUCUACAUCGUCAUCCUGCUGCCCGCCAUCGCGCUCGGCUCGCUCAACGACGAGAGCACGCACGGCGAGAUCGACGUGAAGAAGACCAUCGUCGGGCAGUCCAUCGGCGGCGUCAUCUACUCGCUGUUCGCCGGUUCCCCUCUCGUCAUCCCGCUGACCACGGCCCCCCUCGCCAUCUUCAUAAGUGUGAUCCGCGGGAUCUGCGAUGACUACCAGCUGGACUUUGCAGCCUUCUACGCCUGCAUCGGGCUGUGGAACUGCCUCUUCCUCAUCCUGGGAGGAGUCUUCAACCUCAGCCUGGUCAUGAAGCUCUUCAAAAGGUCCACAGAGGAGGUGAUCGCUCUCUUCAUCUCGACGGCGUUUGCGGUGGACGCCGUCAAAGGAACCGUGAAAAUCUUUCAGAGGUACUACCACCCGCCCACUCUGGGCAACGCCAGCGCAGCCGACCCGUCGUCGGCCCGCGUCGGCGCGACGGGGGGCAACGGGAGCGAGCUCGGCGUGGCCUCGGCGCUGCACGCCAUCCCCGACUCGCUGAUCGACUGCACACGCGAGCGGCCCGUCCUGUGCCUGCUGCUCAUGAUGGGCACGCUGUGGAUGGGCUACACGCUCUACCAGUUCAAGAGGAGUCCGUUCCUGCACGCCAAAGUGAGGGAGGUGUUGUCCGACUGCGCUCUGCCCAUCUCGGUCCUUCUCUUCUCCUUUAUCGGAUCCUACCUGUUUAGCGACAUCGAGCUUCCGGUGUUUAAAGUCCACAACAAGCCGACGUUCAGCGUGGCGCCGUUGGAGCGUCUGACGGCCUUGAACGUGAUCAGCGCCAUGGGCCUGGGCUUCCUCCUCGCUUCGCUCAUCUUCAUCGACCAGAACAUCGUGGUGUCGCUCACCAACGCGCCCGAGAACAGGCUGCUGAAGGGCACGGCGUACCACUGGGACCUGAUGCUGUCAGGCCUGAUCAACAUCCUGAUGUCGGUUCUGGGGCUGCCCUGGAUGCACGCCGCCUUCCCGCACUCCACGCUGCACGUGCGCCAGCUGGCCUUCGUGGAGCAGCGCGUGGAGGGGGGGCACCUCUACGAGACCAUCGUGCAGGUGAAGGAGACUCGCGUGACGUCGCUGGCCGCCAACAUUUUCAUCGGCGCCUCGGUGUUCCUGUUGCCGCUGCCGCUGCAGUGGAUCCCCAAGCCGGUCCUGUACGGACUCUUCCUCUACAUCGCGCUCACCUCCAUCGACGGCAACCAGAUGUGCGACCGCAUGGCCCUGCUGCUCAAGGAGCAGACGGCGUACCCGCCCACCCACUACAUCCGCAAAGUGCCCCAGAGGAAGAUCCACUACUUCACCUUCCUGCAGAUCACGCAGCUGCUGGUGCUGUGCACGUUCGGCAUGUACCCCAUUCCCUACAUGAAGAUGAUCUUCCCCUUGGUCAUGAUCAUGCUCAUCCCCAUCAGGAACAGGGUGCUUCCUCACAUCAUUGAGGCCAAAUACUUGGACAUCAUGGAUGCCCAACACAUGUAGCCGCCGAGGACGAAAGGUGGCGCCAAAUGCGGAGAAACCUAAAAGACUGACUGAAAAGGGCAAAGAAAAAGUUGGGUAUUUUUUAACGCCAAACUGCGGCGGGGGAAGAGGAAUUUCCAAAGCGAACUCUCGUGAAACCGGGAACUUUCCGACAGGCCGGAAAAGCCGAAAAGUCGCACGAGGAACAGGUCCAGAACUCCCGGAUUCAUCGGCAUCGUUGUCCUUGUGUGCGUUUCGAGUACUUGAACUACUCGCUCGUGGCGUGUAAGUGACGAUUCAUUGAGAAGACGGUGUAACGGCACAACUUCUUUUUCACGCCCGUGUUGUGUUUUUACGCUGCUGGUGGUGUUUGGUCCACGUGACGUAUACUUACACUGUGUUGAUGAGUAGUUAAAUACUAGAUCCAAAAGGUAGCACGGAUGUCUUUUUUUUUUUUUUAACUCAUUCCUUUAACGUUCCAUCGAAGAGGCGCGGCUUGGCGUCAUUGCGGGUUAUCUUGCCCUCAACAGGCCCUUUUAAUAUCCUCCCUCGUUUGUCCCCAACUAGGACAAAAACGUCAGCUAGCUUCCUCAAAAGCAGGACACAGUGGACACCCCCCCGCUAUUUUGGGGGGAUAGGCACAUGAAAAGGGGUUGUUUUCGAAUCCCUCCCUACCCCCCCCAAAAAAAUCAAAGAUUGGUAAAAAAAACCAAAAAAAAAAAAAACAAUCCAUGAAUAUGGGGGGUGUUUCUCCAAAUAACGGGGGGCAGGUUCCAAAAAUUGGUGACUUGACAAAUGGCGAACUAUGAAGUUGCGGGGGUCCACUGCAUAUUCAUAUUUGUUCCCCACUCCAAUUGAGUGUUGUUAAAGGCGGGCAUUUUUACAUGAAAAAGGCAUUUUCAUAAAAUUCAAUUCGCUAUUUUCCAAUUCAAGAACAUAAUAAUUAUCCUCUUAGCCUGUCAAACUCGGCUUAUAUUCAUUCGACACGGCUAUAAAAAAAAAAGUUUUCAACAAUCAAAAUGGGAUAAAAUGUCUCUUCAGGAUGUCGUGAGGGGUAGCUUCCCGUUGUGCCCCUAACCCCUGACCUUCCUCUCCCUAGCACAACCCUCAUCUAACGUUUUAUGGGGAAUGGAAAUGAAAACAUGUACAUUAUAUAUAAUGUGGGUCAUUAUUUAUAACGGCAGCACAAACCAAAACUUAGUUU